Oncorhynchus nerka (sockeye salmon) is the source of this 4417-nucleotide messenger RNA. RefSeq names its product alpha-N-acetylgalactosaminide alpha-2,6-sialyltransferase 1-like. The record is from RefSeq and is a predicted model, not a curated record. The transcript has 9 exons. Bases 251 to 1534 code for a protein of 427 amino acids. Gene Ontology annotation, molecular function: alpha-N-acetylgalactosaminide alpha-2,6-sialyltransferase activity. Lineage: Eukaryota; Metazoa; Chordata; Actinopteri; Salmoniformes; Salmonidae. Gene Ontology annotation, biological process: oligosaccharide biosynthetic process.
AGGUUCUUUAUCGGGCAAGAGUUCUCCAUGGACCUUAAGCACUGAGGAAGAACCAUUUAAGAACCUUUAUUUCUGUCUGUGUUGGCUGGCACAACUGUGAAACCAGGCACGUGCCCAAAAGGGGCAGGAGUGAGGUAUAAAAAUAACAAGUCAGCGCAUCCCACCAUGACCAUACACUUCUUAAGAAGAUGAUUAUAGUCUCUGUCUCAACUGUACUUAGGCAGAUCCUCUCUCAAUCUCUAUCUUGAACAUGAGAGCCCAAUUCCGGGGAGUUCUCACCUUGGCGCUCAUGGUCGCCGUGUGCGCAUUGCUCUAUGUGCUCCUGUAUGGACAAAUCUCUGAUCAUAGCAUCGGCUAUUUUCAAAAACUACAACUAGCUCCUCGGGGAGGGCGUCUCUGCGAAACGAAUUGUCCUUGUAAAAAUACAACAGGAGAUGUUUUUACGGCUGGAUCCGGGUCUGCACACAAGGAGACCCCCAUGCUCCGGCUGCAAAAAAAGGACUUCAAGCAAUAUCCCAUCUGGGCUUCUGAGGAUGUUUAUGUCCGGGACAAGCAAAAGAGGCAGAUGACCUGUCCCCAGUCUCUGAGGAACUCCCAGAACACAGGCUUCAAGCAGGCCUUUAUACCAGACAUCCAGAUGUACCUCCACGGAGAACUACUCAACGUGUCAGAGUGGAACAGACUAGCCUACUUCAAUAACCCCUUUGGCUUUAUGGACUACACUAACUACACAGAGAUAAAGGCAGUGGUGGAUCUGAUUCCCAAGCCCAGAGAGCCCCUGCUCUUGCCACGGGGAAACCCUGGGUGUAUACGCUGUGCUGUGGUGGCAACAGGAGGAAUACUCAACGGCUCUAGGAUGGGCAAGGAGAUAGAUGCUCACGACUAUGUGUUCCGGAUGAAUGGUGCCGUAACCAAGGGUUACGAGGAGGAUGUAGGCAACAGAACCUCGGUCUACGUUCACACCGCCCACUCCAUCACCCAGUCUCUUCUCAUAUUCAAGAAAUACGGCUACAACAGUGCACCGCAUGACAAGGGUAUAAAGUAUGUGCUGAUUCCAGAGGGGCUGAGGGAUUUCCAGUGGCUAAAGGGUCUAUUGGGGAGGACAACUGUCUCUGAUGGACCCUACAGGAACAGACGACCGUGGAUGCAAUACUCAGGAGAGUUUGAUGAGAACCGCUUCUAUGUUCUUCACCCUGACUUCCUCAGAUACGCCCGUAACAGGUUCAUGUGGUCCCAGGCGCUGAAGGGUUCUUAUUGGGCUAUAUGCAGACCUACUAACGGAGCAUUCACACUCUUCCUGGCCCUGCACACCUGUGAUGUGGUGGAUGCGUAUGGAUUCAUCACUGAGGACCACAGUAAAUAUCCUAACUACUAUGCUGAGAGACACUCUAAAACCAGAGUCAUCUUCUACGCUAAUCACGACUACAACCUAGAGAUCAAGACCUGGAAGAAACUACAUGACACCAAGAUCAUCAGGCUUUAUCAGAGACAGGAGAGCCCAGAGAGAAAGACAGGAAAGCCAACAGAACCAUAAAACCCUGUCUGAGAUGAGCAAAGAUACAUUGACAUGUCAUGUAUCUUGUUACAAAAUAAACUAAAGACCAUUGCAUUUAUAUCAGAAUAAACAACAAAAUACUGGUGCCAAGUAAUGUAUUUACUUGAAAUGCAUGUAUUAUCCAUCCCAUGCCAUCAGGGGCAACAGUGAAAGCUGUUACCUUCAAGUAGGUUUAAGUUUUUCUCGGGCUUUGUGGACGGGGAUGGCGAAUAGGUAUCUGCCUCAGGUGCCAAAGGUAGCACGCUCGAAUCCAGCAAUUGUUGUUUUAAGCCUAUCCCAAACCUUCACUCUUACCUUAACCAUUUGGAGUUCAUGCCUAACCUUACAAUUUCAGAGUUAAUGCCUGAACUUAAUUCUAACACUUACAAUUCAAAGUUUAUGCCUAAACUUAAUUCUAACACUUACAAUUCAAAGUUAAUGCCUAAACUUAAUUCUAACAUUGACAAUUCAGAGUUAAUGCCUAAACUUAACCAUAAAUACUUACAAAUUUGACUUUUGCAACAACUUUGAAAUUUGACGUUUGAGAAACAUGGACAAAUGUUUAUUUCUGACUUGAGACUGCGAGAGCUAGUUGACAAAUAGCCAAUAAUACUGGUGCCAAGUAAUGUAUUUAAUUCAAAUACAUGUAAAAUACAUUUGCAAGUAGCCCCUUUCUAUAUGGUUUGUGUUAACAUUGCUUUAAAGUAAUUAGUCAACAUAUUGUGACGUGGAAUCUACAUGGAAAAUACAUUGGAUUUGGAAAAAGUAAUCAACUGUUGUUUUGAGGGUGAAAUUUCAACCAUUGGGUUAUGUCUUCAUGGUAACCAAAUUUCAACAUACACAAACCUUGUAUAGAAUAUAUUGAAUGUGUACCUUUAACCCUCAUGGGAAUUGGCCUAUAUAGCCUAUUAAGUUUUUGUUAAGUUAACAAAUUAUAUGUAAAAUUCACAUUUGCAAGUCAACCUAAAAUAAAUGUUAAUGAAUGCAAUUAAACUAUAUAAUCUCAACUGCAAUCCAGGUAAUUUGGUUGUGCUAUUAGAUGAAGCACAGAGAUAACACAUUAAUAUGUUGUAUGAAUAAACCAAAUAUCUGACAUUGUAUUCACAUUUGAACAUUGCUGUGCUUUUAAAUGGUUGAAAGCGCAGUGAUAGAGAUUUGGGUGACUAAGCCAGAAAUUGAACAUUGUUUUUCCAUUUGAAAUUGAUUGUGCUUUUAGAUGGUUGAAAGCACAUUGGAAACUCAAUUAACUUUUCGCUGUCUUUUUGAGCGGGUGAAUGUAGUUUGUAAUCUCAUUGAUCAAUGUCUCAGCCAAAUAUUACCAAAUUAUCCACUUUGAAAUGACGUGUUGUGCCCUUUGGGAAAUGUCACGUUUGAGGGGUGCACACGAAUGCUCACAGCUCACAGCUAAAAACUAAAUGCUGAUAAAAACUAAAUGCUGAUAUCGGGACCUUGACAAAUUUAGCAGUGAGUAUGUGAACACCAUGAAAACACACAAGACUGAUGGCUAUGGCUAUGGCUAUGGCUAUGGCUAUGGCUAUGCUAUGGCUAUGGCUAUGGCUAUGGCUAUGGCUAUGGCUAUGGCUAUGGCUAUGCUCAACAAGUAUAUUAUUAUUCUGGCUUUAUCUAGUUUUAUUUGUGAUAUUUUACCUUGCCUCACUGGCUUGCUAACUUCCGAGGUAAUCAAUCCUCCGAUGACAUCUGUGAUGUUGUAGACGAUAACCACCGAGGUAAAGAUAGUUUCAAGUUGGAACUUUGACGGAUUUCAGACGGAUUUUCACUCUUUCAGACCUCAAUAGCUUUCAAACCACUUGAGCCACAGACUCCUAAUAAGUGUCAUGAUGUUGGAAAAAUUGUGCACAACAUUGCUCAGGUCUUAUUUUCACGAUUUGGACAUUAAUUCACUUUCCAAAGCUAAUAAACAUGUGGAAAUAUGAGCAGCAUUUUGUAUUCCUAGUUGAACUAGUUAGGGAGCAUAAACAAAGUACAAACUUUUUUACAUUCAAAUUUCUAUAGCUCCUUGGUCAUGUGACCUACUUGACUCAAACAAGGUUCAGAAUGUCCACUGACUACCCUUCUAUAUUGCACACCCUUUGGUUUGUCCAUUUUCAUCUCACACAUUUUUACAUUAUUUUUUCGAAAUUUCAAUAGCUCCUUGGUCAUGUGACCUACUGACUUCAAACAAGGUUCAGAAUGUACACUCAGUGGGCCUACACACCGCACACCCUUUAGUUUGUUCAUUUUCAUCUUACUCGAUUUUACAUUCAUUUUUCAAAGUGAAAAACUUCAAUCACUCCUUGGUCAUGUGACCUACUGGACUCAAACAAACUUCAGAAUGUCCACAGACUAGCCUUAUAUAUUGCACACUCUUGUUUGUGUACGGUAAAAUCAAGCAGUGUAAAAUACAUUUUUCAUAGUUUUACAUUUCAAUAGCUCCUUGGUCAUGUCAAUUACACACCUAAGAAGCAUGCAGUGGAUAUACAUCCAUAUUGCAUAACCUCUAGUCAUGUAGCUUCUAUAUUGUUGUACAUUAAUAUUAGUUUGACAAUUAGGGGGUUCAGUCCAGUGUUGUGUUUACCCUUUUCUUUAAUAUUUAUUGAUAAUAAUUGGUAGUCCUAAGUUCUUAUUUUCCCUGUUUUUUUUUUUUGCCACAGUAUUUAACAGCGGUACACAAUAGGGGAGGGACAGAUAAUAUUUCCUUUUGUCGUUAAUAUCAACCAUAAAGGAAAAGGGCAAAGUACUGUACAAGAGUCAUGCUAAUAAUUGUCCAAAGCAGGGAUGGAGAGUGAGCUAGUGAGAUAGGCUGCAGUGGGUUUGCUGGGCAAUACAUAUACUGAAAAUGUAACCACAGUAAUGGUGGCCAUAAAAUCAAUGAAUAAAAAUGGA